UUCCCCAUGACACCUCCCACUCCCCUCUGUGGCCUGGGUGGGCCUGGGGGAGGGGGCUGCCCUUGGCUGGCCUAGAGCUCUCCCUGAGCUGAGCUGGCCAGCUGGCAGCACAGCUGGAAGUCUCUGGGACGGACGGGGCUGGGAGUGGCAGGAGGCCAGGCUUUGGCAGGAUCAGCCCUGCAGCCCCAGAUCUAAAAUGUCCAGUCCUCUGGAGUAGGCGCUGGCUGUGAUGGUCACCACCUUCUACAAGUACUCUGGCCAAGAGGGUGACAAGUUCAAGCUGAGUAAGGGGGAGAUGAAGAAACUUCUGCACAAGGAGCUGCCCAGCUUUGUGGGGAAGAAGGUGGAUGAGGAGGGCCUGAAGAGGAUGAUGGGUGAUCUGGAUAAGAACAGGGACCAGGAGGUGGACUUCCAGGAGUACGCUCUCUCCCUGGCCCUCGUCACUCUCAUGUGCAGCGACUUCUUCCAGGGUUCCCCAGCCCGGUCCUGAUGUACAGCUCGUGGUUCCCGCCGUGGGUCUCUUGGGCCCAGGAGGACUCUCUACCUUUUUUAGUUUUAUACUCAGUAAACAUUUUUUGCUUGUUGACAAUAUUUUAAUUGCUCAGUGAUGCCCUGUCACCUGGCUUGGCUCAGUUAAAGACUCAAAGCUUCUUUUGUUUUGAGCUGUCUCUAUCCCUUUCAGUCCAAGAUGACACAAUGCCUUUAAAAAUGUUGUGGGCUUCCUGUGUACCAACUUAUAAAUCACUUAAUUAGACAAAAAAACAUAUUUACAAAUUUCUUUGAGACUGGCCCUCUGUACCCUAGAGUUAGAGAGCUGUUAGAAA
Messenger RNA from Eubalaena glacialis (North Atlantic right whale), 824 nucleotides. RefSeq names its product S100 calcium binding protein A2 (gene S100A2). Gene Ontology annotation, cellular component: cytoplasm. Gene Ontology annotation, biological process: endothelial cell migration. The record is from RefSeq and is a predicted model, not a curated record. Gene Ontology annotation, molecular function: calcium ion binding; transition metal ion binding. The transcript has 3 exons. Bases 230 to 490 code for a protein of 86 amino acids. Lineage: Eukaryota; Metazoa; Chordata; Mammalia; Artiodactyla; Balaenidae.